Halichondria panicea is the source of this 1852-nucleotide messenger RNA. Its product is annotated as scavenger receptor cysteine-rich type 1 protein M130-like. NCBI's taxonomy places the organism in Eukaryota, Metazoa, Porifera, Demospongiae, Suberitida, Halichondriidae. The transcript is spliced from 6 exons. The coding region runs from base 198 to 1643 and encodes 481 amino acids. Gene Ontology annotation, cellular component: membrane. The record is from RefSeq and is a predicted model, not a curated record.
AGUGUCGUUCAGAAUCUCUAGAAUGUAACUGACUUCCUGCUGACCAGUAAUAAGUAGUGUGUAUAAAUCACUGAGUUUGAUUGUAAACAGUUGCAUUCAGAUCGAUGCCACAGUGGCUCUGACCUCUCAAUAGAUAGGCUACUUUGAAAGAGAUACUAAUAACUGUAAGAGGAUUAAGAGUAGUGGAGAAAACAAAUAUGAAGCUGUUGCUAGUUCUAGCUUUAAGUUUUAUAGUAAGUACACAUCAACAGGAUCCAAAUCCAAUUCAAGGUGAUUGUGAAUGUGAUGGAGAUCUCAGACUAGUACAUAAAACUGGAGACAACUAUGGAGCACUACAAGUCUGUGACUCUCAACAUGGAUGGAGGUACAUCAUUCCAUCAGGCUGGACAUCAGCAGCUGCUAGACUAGCCUGCAGGGAACUUCGCUAUAAUAUGAACGCUGCAUCAGGAAGUUUGACGCUGUCAAGCAAAGUAGAUUACGCCAGAAGAAUACGAGAUGACGUUAAUUGUGUUGAGAAUGCACAUGUACAUGUACUAAAUGAUUGCAUUGUUAGCGAAACGGAUAAACAAAUUGUUGUGACAAUUAACUGUGUUGAUUGCACUGAUGGAGCCAUGAGACUAGUGGGUGGGUCCACAGUCAGUGAAGGCAGACUAGAGAUAUGCCACAAUGGUCAAUGGGGGACAAUAUGCAACCAGGGAUGGACAGACAGGAGAGCUGCUCAAGUGUGCAGUAGACUAGGGCUACCAACCUACAAUGCUACACUACACCAAUUCAAUGGAGGAGCUGGUUCAGUAUACACAUACAACUGCCCAACAAUGGACAGUGAUAUUUCUAACUGUAUCCAAGAGUCUUCUUGUACUCACUCAAUGGAUGUUGGAGUGAAGUGUCUUCCUUUCACUGAUGCUUGUGCAGUUCCUGUCGAUGAAGUAAUUACCCCUGUAGAAACUCCACCAGCUUGUAACUGUCAGCAAUGUACAACACCAACACCAACGUCAACAAUUGGAAAGUGUACCCCAGCAAGUGCAGAGGGAGAUGGCAAUGUCAAUGAGGUAACUACCAACAACACGAUAAGUACCGAAACCUCACAACCAAGUGAUGGAGCUAUCACAGAGUGCAGUAACACUCAGAGCACAGUCAUGAGCACUAUUGGGACAUUAGGAGCACUCAUUGGUCUAUUAGCAGCUGCUCUAGUGAUGGUUGUCACUGGAUGGAUUGUGUCGUGUGUUUACUUACAGAGGAAAAUAAACAAGAAAUACAAAGACCACACCCACACAACGUCUGCCUCUACGAGUGACCCCACCCUCCAACUCAACAACCCAGUGUAUGAUGGUAGCACCACUGUCCCACACACCACGUACAGCUCUCAUGGACCCUCCUAUGAGGUCAUUGACACUAACGAGGGGGCAGGGCAUAGCUAUGAUGUCAUCAGUCAUAGGGGUGAAGCUAGACCACACCCAUCUACCACACCCUCUGUGUCGAACGAGGAGUAUAGUACGCUAGAUACUAGCAGAGAGAAUCAUUAUCACACACUAGAGUGCAAUACUGGAGAUGGCCAAUAUUCAAUGGUUAGACACACUGACCCCCAAGAUUACGAGGUGCCCGCCCUCCCUCAGGGGGAAGAGUACUCUACACUGAAGCAUUGAUAGUCUACAUACUGACUUAACAAGACAUACUCAAUUAUAUUUGCCUUUUUUGACAUGAAACUUUAUUAGCUACUAAAAGUUUGCAAUCACUGAAUGAACACAUGCACCAAGCUGUUGUAUUAUAAGCACUGAAGGUAUUGAUAAACUUAUUUUCUUGUUUUCAAUAACUGUAUGGACAACUUUGAUAUGUUAAUUUGUGUUUCAUUAUA